This is a messenger RNA of Culicoides brevitarsis, 2150 nucleotides long. RefSeq names its product sodium-independent sulfate anion transporter-like. Bases 190 to 2013 code for a protein of 607 amino acids. NCBI's taxonomy places the organism in Eukaryota, Metazoa, Arthropoda, Insecta, Diptera, Ceratopogonidae. The record is from RefSeq and is a predicted model, not a curated record. Gene Ontology annotation, biological process: transmembrane transport. Gene Ontology annotation, molecular function: sulfate transmembrane transporter activity. Gene Ontology annotation, cellular component: plasma membrane. The transcript has 6 exons.
UUUGCUCGUUGAUAGUUUUGUUGAUAGUUUAUUCGUAAAACGACUUUUUAACAAGACAGCCGGCUUUCCUGCAAGAAAUUAUUAAAAAUUAAUUAAAAACUUGUAAAAAUUCGUAUAAAAAAAUUUUAAAAAAAUCAUCAUGAACUAAAAUUUUGUUAAAAAAAUCUAAAAAACUUAAACUUUUAAAGAAUGUCAGGCGAAAUAUUGUCACAACAACAACAACAAACAUCAACAAAUCCGAGUGCGAGCCAAGUUUCAGAUCAAUUCCAUGAACGCGUACCUCCGAUCGGCGAUUUGGUUUGUUCUCACGUGAGAAAAACAUGUUCCGUGAAAAUUCUCAAGCGACGCGUGCCGAUUUUGAAUUGGGCGACAAAAUAUCAGCCAAAGUACUUGUUAGAGGAUAUGGUAGCGGGCAUUACAGUUGGAUUGACGGCUAUUCCGCAAGGUAUUGCAUAUGCUGUUGUUGCGGGACUUGAGCCUCAGUAUGGAUUGUAUUCGGGUUUUAUGGGUUGCUUCAUUUACAUCAUUUUUGGCAGCUGUAAGGCAAUCACGAUUGGACCAACGGCAAUUAUGGCUUUAAUGACUCAACCAUUCAUAACAGGAAAAUCUCCAGAUUUUGCGGUUUUGUUAGCUUUUUUAUCGGGAGUCAUCACAUUGUUGUUCGGCAUCUUGAAUUUGGGAUUUUUAGUGCAAUUUAUCUCAUCUCCGGUUAUUUCUGGCUUCACAACUGCAGCAGCAAUCACGAUCGCAAGUGGUCAAGUAAAGUCUUUAUUUGGACUUCCAGGGAAAGGAACAGAAUUUCUGAAGGCUUGGGAGAAUUUUUUCAAAAAUAUCAAACAUAUUCGACCAUGGGACACACUUUUGGGCGUUGUGUGCAUCGUAAUUUUACUGCUUUUGAAGAAAAUCGGUCAACAUCGCGGAAAUUUCACACAAACAGCAAAAUAUUUGUCGUUAUCAAGAAAUGCUUUGGUUGUUUUUGGCGGGACUUUGAUGGCAUACAUCUUCAGUUUGUACGAAAUGACGCCUUUUCUGCUAACAGGAAAUAUCGGAAAAGGUCUUCCUCCUUUUCGAUUGCCUCCAUUUUCGACAGUUGUGAAUAACCAAACGAUCGGAUUCACGGAAAUGAUUAACGAAUUGGGUUCUUCGAUCAUUUCGAUACCGCUGAUCAGUAUUUUGGAGACUGUUACUAUCGCAACGAUCUUUUGUGAAAAGGGACUUGCCGUUGAUGCGACACAAGAAAUGAUCGCCGUUGGUUUCUGCAACAUCUUUAGUUCGUUUUUCUCGGCGAUGCCUACUACUGGGUCAUUUACCCGAAGUGCUGUGAAUCACACGAGCGGCGUACGAUCGCCACUUUCGGGUGCUUUUACGGGAGCUCUUGUAUUGUUAGCUUUAGGGCUUCUUACAUCGACAUUUUAUUUCAUUCCGAAAGCCGUGUUGGCAGCUGUCAUCAUCUCUGCGAUGUUUCCAAUGAUGGAAUUCAAGGAAAUUCUGAAAACUUUUAGGAUUAAAAGGAUUGAUGUGUUGCCGGUAAUCGUUACGUUACUUACGUGUCUCUUCAUUGGCUUGGAAGAGGGGAUUUUAAUAGGAGUUGCUGUCAAUUUAGCACUUUUACUGUACUCAACAUCACGUCCGAGUGUUUCGAUGGAACGAUUAACGAUUGAUGAGAACGAAAUAAUGAUCGUGACACCGAAUCAAAGCUUAAUUUUCUCAUCGGCGGACUUUUUUCGGUACAAAGUGACGAAAUUUGUGUUAGAAAAUGAAGAUGCCGAGUUCAUAGUUAUCAAUGGAAGAUUUGUACAGAGUAUUGAUGUGACAGCGAUGAAGAAACUAUCCAGCUUGAUAGAAAACCUCACGGAACAAAAUAAAAAAGUAAUUUUAUGGAAUUGGGAGAACUAUAAUGCUCAUAGUUUAGUCGUAAGAUACAAAAUGGAAUACAAAGAUCUGUUCAAAUUCUCCUCUGAUAUCAACGAGCUGAUGUACGAACUGAAGUUGACGAUCCCGAGAGAUGUGUGAUACAAAAAGAACCAAAAAAUAAAGUUAUUUUUCUCUGUUGUUAAAAAAUUUGUUUAAAAAUUUUUUUUUUUUUCAGUGAAAACUAUACAAAAAACUUCUUUGGAUAAUUUUUUUUUUAAAUUUUCAAGAUAUUUAGA